AUGAAUGGUAUCUCUAAAAUUGAUGAAAUAACGGCAUUGGAGUAUCCGUCGCUAAAAGUGCCGUACGAGUUGCUCAAUAAACGAUUUCGAAGUGCUCAAAAGGCGAUCGACCGUCAUAAUUUUCGAGUUCGAGAAGCAACUAAUGAAUUAUCAAAACAAGUCGAAGCCGAAAAAAUUAACGACAUCGUCAGUGUUGGCAAGGUAGUUCCACAGACUCAAAUAAUUAUGGAACGAUUUGAUGCAUUACAAGAAUCAUUCACUCAAGUAUUAAAUGACCAAAUGGCUAUGGCCAAACUUUUGGAAUCUCGUAUAAACUACCUAAAAGAGGCAAAUACGAGCGAUACUUGGAAAGGGGAAACCUGGAAGCAACAGCGUAUUAAUAGGCUCAUAAUUGAUUAUUUGUUGCGGUCGGGUUACUUUGAAAGCGCUCAGAAACUCGCUGAACAAAGCGAUGUGGAAGUGAUGUGUAACAAAUCAAUCUUCAUGAUUGCUAAACAGGUGGAAGAUAGUUUAUCUCGUCAUGAGACGGAUCGCUGUCUAGAAUGGAUCAUGGAUAAUAAAUCGAAACUACGUCGAAUGAAGAGUAAUCUUGAGGUAGCACUUCGCAUUCAGGAAUGCAUCGAAAUGGUCAAAAAAGAUCAACGUAUGCAGGCUGUUCUAUAUGCACGCAAACAUUUCUCAACUUUACCACCUCAACUGUGGACUGGUACCGUUUUGAAGGUGAUGGGAUUAAUUGGCUUUGGACGCAGCUAUAAUAUAGAGCCGUAUAAAGCGCUCUGUAGUGAUGACAAGUGGGACAUGCUCAUUGAACUUUUCAGACAAGAAAAUGCACGCAUAUUUCAGCUGAUGGAGCAUUCAUCAUUCAAUGCAUGCCUGUGUAUGGGUAUGUCUGCGCUGAAAACGCCUCACUGUCGACCAGACCCCUCUUCCAGAUGUGCAAUAUGCCAUCCAGAUGUCAACGAACUUGCUGAAGAUCUACCUUUUGCGCAUACCACUAAUUCUAGACUGGUGUGUCCUUAUUCUGGUGAACCACUCGAUGAGAAUAAUCCACCGUUUAUGUUACCGAAUGGACGUGUAUAUGGUGAACGUACAAUCGGUAAACUGUGUAAAAACAAUCAAAUUGAAUGUCCAAAAACAAGGGAAAUAUUCCCGCUCAAUCAACUCGUCAGAGUUUUCGUUUUGUAA
Anisakis simplex (herring worm) is the source of this 1185-nucleotide messenger RNA. Lineage: Eukaryota; Metazoa; Nematoda; Chromadorea; Rhabditida; Anisakidae. The record is from the annotation of a GenBank genome assembly.